ACAUACUGGAUUCCAUGGCCAAGGCAGUCCAGAGAGCUUCGGUCGUACUGGUUUGCAUGAGUCAUAAAUUCAAAGAAAGUCAACACUGUCGUACAGAAGCGACUUACGCCUACACCCUAAAGAAAGACAUAAUUCCCCUGAUGCUUCAAGAUCAAUUCACACCAGAGGACUGGCUCGGUGCCCUCAUGGGAAUGAAGAAGUAUUACCCUAUGUUUUCAGACGAUCGCAUGAAACAGUGCCUACCCGAUCUGGUCUCUGAGCUAAGCGAUAGAGGCAAACGUGAGAAACUAGAUCUGGUCGUGCCGUUGCUUGAUCAGGUCACAGGUGCAAGCAAUCCAACAGCCCAUGCUCAAAGGCAAGGGGGUGGAACAGCGGAAGAUGACGUAGACUGCAGUGGAGGAAUCAAAGAUGACAAACCAACAGGCAAUGAAGACGGGGGGAAUUCCCGCCCACAGAAAGCGGUAGAUCUUGUCACAUGGGAUGAAGAAGAAGCGGGAGAAUGGCUGAGAUCGCAUGGCGUUGAUACGAGCAAGGAUAGUUUCAAGAAAGUAGAUGGCACCCGCUUGAAGCAGAUCAAGCAGCUGCUAAAUCUGGCUCCAGAAUUUUGCCUGACGUCUCUGAAAGAAGAAUUCGGUCUUGGCAUAUGGGACGUCCUCUCGCUAGUAGAUGCGUUGAAGAAGCUCUCAAUUUGAAGAAUUUAAGCAAAUAGGAAAUAUAAAUGCUGAAAGGAUUACAAUGGGAGCGGCGCGAACACCGUCACAAACUUCAAAAUGAUUUUCAAAGCAACGAAAACAGAGACAGAAAUAACGUUUAAAAUACCGUCUGUUGAAAUUAUUCGUUCGUCUGAACAUUAAUCAGUAAGAACUUGAUGAGCAAUUCGUUGAACUACUGAGUUGGUAUGAGAGGAAUUAUCCCCGCGUAGAAAAGAAGAAAAAAAGAGAGGCGUCAACAUAGAAUAUCGUCAAUAUUACAGGAAGCACACUUUGGAUACUAGCAAAUAACCGGUUUUCAUGAUUAUAAAUAGAAAAAAGGGGGAAUUUUAGCCAUCAAUAUCAACACGUAUGUAAAUGGUUUUAAAAAUCUAGAUAUCCCACGUAAAAAGUGAGAACGCGUCCUUUUAAAACUGAAAACUACUGGCAUCGGCCGGGAAUCGAACUCUAUCGCUUGCGUAACAGGCAGGCAUUCCUCCACUGAACCACCGAUGUUUACGUUGGAUAGUUUUAUUUCUGUCAAUUCAUUUUGUUACCUCUUUAAAUGCUGGAAACACUUAUUAUUGUGUGUAACUUACCUUUUCAUAGAGAAUACGGAGGCAGGAAGAUGGAGGUUUACCUUCUAUGCCAACGAAUAAAACAGAAUGCUUUAAACAUAGCCCCCUAGUGUCUUCAUUAAUAGCAUGGAAUCAAUUUGACAGAUCAUUGAAGAAAAACAAGGCCCCCUCUGUGAGCACUUUUAAAUACAUGUUCAAACACUCUUGUAAUGUCCGUUCCCAAUAAAAGAGAAUGCCGAGGGGUUUCUUUUCCG
Molecule: messenger RNA, 1521 nt
Organism: Strongylocentrotus purpuratus (purple sea urchin)
Lineage: Eukaryota; Metazoa; Echinodermata; Echinoidea; Camarodonta; Strongylocentrotidae
Exons: 3
Coding region: 15-692 (225 amino acids)
Biological process (GO): signal transduction
Source: RefSeq, a predicted model, not a curated record